GAUCGCCUGUCGCCAUUUUGUGCCUUGUCUGGCUCUAAGGCAGGAAAGAAACCCAGGUGUGUAGCGCCGUUCGUCUCUCAACCGCCACCAUUUUCACCAUGUCGAGAGACCGCUUCCGUAGCCGUGGAGGCAGCGGAGGCGGGUUUCAUCGGCGCGGGGGCGGCGGAGGCAGAGGAGGCCUCCCAGGGAACCAUGAUUUCCGUUCCCCGUCGCAGGGCAUGGGGGGUGGCAUAGGCCAGUCCCGCGGAGCGCACCACCACAUCGGCGGCGGCGGCGGCCUCGGUGGUCCUCCAAAGCCAGAGCCGCCCACCAAGCCGCCCAGCUCGAGCUCCACGCCGCCUUCCUCCUCUACUUCCUCGUCUGUUUCCACCGUCCAAGCCGGAUCGUCGCCUUCCGUCGGAGGGCCGACCCAGAACCAGACUGCCUCGCAGCCGCCGCCCGCGGCUGUCACGACGCCGAGCUCCUCCUCGGCUCCUGCCGCCACGUCAGGGCUCCAGAGUGGCGGACGGGGCGGGGAAGCGCAACAGCAGCCGCAACCGCCGCCAACCCAGAGCCCCAGCCAGGGUGGCUCGAAGAAAGGGCCCGGGCAGUCCCCUGGCGGAGGCGGCAGUGGUGGCGGCCUGAAGGGAGUUCCCGGAGGACCUCAACAAGGAGGAGGCCCGAAGGGCGGAGGCCCCGGGCAGCACCGUGGCGGCGGCGAGAGGCGAGGAGGUCAAAGCCAGCAUCAGCACCCAUCGCAGCAGCAGCAGCAGCAACAACAACAAGGCCCCGGCGGGGAGAAAAUGUCAGAUGCUGAGGGCUUUAAAGCCAAUUUGUCACUUCUGAGGCGGCCUGGAGAGAAGACCUACACUCAGCGUUGUCGUCUUUUUGUUGGGAAUUUGCCUGCUGAUAUCACUGAGGAGGAGUUUAAGAGGUUAUUUGCUAAAUAUGGUGAACCUGGUGAAGUCUUCAUCAACAAGGGAAAAGGUUUUGGAUUUAUUAAACUGGAAUCCCGAGCUCUGGCUGAAAUUGCAAAAGCUGAACUUGAUGAUAUCCCUAUGAGAGGAAGACAGCUUCGUGUGCGUUUCGCCACGCAUGCUGCUGCUCUCUCUAUACGUAAUCUUUCUCCAUAUGUAUCCAAUGAACUUUUGGAAGAAGCAUUCUCUCAGUUUGGCCCAAUUGAAAGAGCAAUUGUAAUUGUCGAUGAUCGUGGCAGAUCAAUUGGAAAAGGAAUUGUUGAAUUUGCAUCCAAGCCUGCAGCACGGAAGGCUUUUGAACGCUGUUCUGAAGGAGUGUUUCUGUUGACAACUACUCCCAGGCCAGUUGUCGUGGAGCCACUAGAACAGCUGGAUGAUGAAGAUGGGCUUCCAGAAAAACUGGCUCAGAAGAAUCCAAUGUAUCAAAAGGAGAGGGAGACUCCUCCACGCUUUGCACAACCUGGAAGUUUUGAGUAUGAAUAUUCGCAGCAGUGGAAGUCAUUGGAUGAAAUGGAGAAACAGCAAAGAGACCAGGUGGAUAAAAACAUGAAAGAUGCCAAGGACAAGCUAGAAAGUGAAAUGGAAGAUGCCUAUCAUGAGCAUCAGGCAAACCUCUUGCGUCAAGAUCUGAUGAGGCGACAGGAAGAACUGAGGCGCAUGGAAGAACUUCACAAUCAAGAGAUGCAGAAACGGAAAGAAAUGCAGCUGAGGCAGGAAGAAGAGCGCCGUAGGCGAGAAGAGGAAAUUAUGCUCCGCCAGCGUGAGAUGGAAGAGCAAAUGAGAAGACAGAGGGAAGAAAGUUACAGUAGAAUGGGUUAUAUGGACCCUGUAAGUCAGGACUGGAAGAAUCCCAAUAGUCUAGUUACUCAGAGGGAGAGAGACAUGAGAAUGGGCGGGACCAGCACAAUGAACAUGGGAGAUCCUUAUGGUGCUGCAGCUCAGAAAUUCCCACCUUUAGGAGGUAGUACUGGCCUUGGCUAUGAAACCAGUCCUGCAGUUGGACAAGCAUCUAUGAGUGGCUCUAUGAUGGGGAGCGACAUGCGUCCUGAGCGAUUUGGGCAGGGUGGUGCAGGGCCUGUAGGUGGCCAGGGCCCUAGAGGAAUGGGGCCUGGAACUCCAGCAGCUUAUGGGAGAGGGAGAGAAGAAUAUGAAGGCCCAAACAAAAAGCCCCGAUUUUAGAUGUAACAUGUAGAUUUUCAUUCCAAUUUGUUUUGUUGGUCUUGUUUAGACAAUACUUUUUUUUAAUUCUUGCAUUUUAGUGAGAAAGCUACGUUUUUAUGGAUGUUAGAAACUUAAUGACUUAGGAUUUGUAAGUAAUUGGGGCAAGAAAAAUCUAAUUAUGUAAUGCAGUGUUCAAAACUUAGCUUUUUUGAUGUAUAACAUCCCUACCUUGAUGGCAGUGUACUGUGUGCCAUUUGAAUUCCCACGUGUAAACAUUUUUACUGUGCUUAAAAUAAAUAGACUAAAUGUAGUAAUGAUUCUUAAUCGUAAACUUGCCGUUCACAGUUCCACGAAUGCAACGCAGUGAUGCUCUUACCCUCCAACAUGCAGUGAGGUGGUUGGAACAGAAACCAUGUGUCUGGCAUGCUCUAUAGCCAGAAGCCACUGUGCCAUAAAAUGUCUGACUUACUUGCUUAAUAUUAAAUACUGAGACCUAAUUUACAGUGGAAGGAACCAUACAGGUGUAGUCUUACCCUUUCCAAUAUUCCUGUAGUUUAAGUUGUCCAGAAGCACAACCAGUAUUUGAUCUUGAUUUUUAGGUACUUGGGGUGUUAAGUGCCCUGCAGUAAAGAAGCCAGGGGUGGGGUGAUGGCACAUAAAACUAAUGGCACAUAAAACUAACUGUCAAAUGUUGCAGACACAUAGAAUUCAGCCCUGCAGUGAAAGCAAGGUGGGAGGAAGAGAAUGCAUUGGCAGGUUCCUCAUAGCAUUCGUUGCUGGAGGUCUUAAUAACCUCUCCAUUCCAGGUUCCAUAAAUCAAAGCAUGGCUUCUAUUGAGUGGUCGUGUAAAGGAUUGUUCAGUGUGAGGUUCCCGUAACAUGGCUCAGUGUAUAGGAUUAGGCUUAAAAAAAUGGCUUGGCAGAAAUGCUGAGUAUGGGAGGGUACUUGUAUUUUGUAACUGGUGUCGUUUGGAAGUGGGAGUGCAGAGGAAAAAAGUAUCCUUUUGAAACUACAGGGUUAUGAUAAAAGUAAUGUAGUGUCUUGCACUGUAAUGAUAGUUUGCCAGGUGAACUUGACUCUUGGGAGCCAGACUACAACUGAAAUUGGAUCUUUGUCGCUAGGGCUAUAUAUCACAAAUAAACUUACAUUGAAUCUGGUGGAGGGUUUGAAUUUUUCAUCCAUCACUUGUUUUUUUAAAAAAGAUUGUAAGGUGUCCUUGAUGCUGUACGCGGAUGGUGCCUGAGAUGCUGGGAGCCCAGUUUCCCAGGAUAACAGUGCACUAUGGGUUGAUGAAAGGAAGAUCAGCCUGCUUGGAGACAGUUCUGUGCAUUGAAGUAUGGGUGUAUUUUCAUUCAGCACUUCUGAGUAUUGUGUAGUUUUUAAUCACUCACAUGUUCCCUUCUGUUUGGGGGGAAGAAUGGACUAUCUGUGAACUACUGAACUUGUGUGGAAAAAGCUUUAGUGCCAUCAGCUCCUAAGCAUGUUGGCUAUGCAACCUACUGGCAUAAAGCUAUAUGCUAAGCAAAAAAAUUUAAAUGCAAGAAUGCAGUUGUUGAUGGACAAGGUCGCUGAAUAAUAGUCACUUAAUUUAGUGUUGCAGUUGGAUUUGAGGUAUAUUUCCUUGAACCAUUUAGGUUAGACACAAACUCAGUUCCUAUUUGAACUGUAGGAAGAACACAGUUCUUGGCACUGGAUACCAGUGUAGAGAAAGAGAAGAGGUUAUAUGCAAUACAAUGAAAUUGGAACUUGCACUUGCAUGGUGUUUAGGGACAUAAACUCAAAGAUAAUUUUCUUAGUGGUGUCCUUGGGACACCCAACAUUGGGCAUUCUGAGACUGACUCGGUGGGGCACCUGGACAUGGGCACUAAUUUUCAGUUUAUUUUUCAGAUUACAUGCCAUUUUUCCAUAUGAUGCUGGCCCAUAUCCUAAACCAUGCUCUCUUGUAGUAUUGUAACCUUGAAGAGUGAAGGAGGCUGAUUGUCAUAUUACCUUCCUCAGGUUCAUCUCUUAAUAUUCUUCCUAAAACUGACCUUGUAUCUGGCAGAUGCAGACUCUGAUCAGUGCUGUUGACAUGUCCACACUUGAAAAUACUUGUAGCCUGACUUGGGGUACAUGUUAAAAUCAGGAUGAGUAACAAGUUUCUGAGCCUAAUGCUUCAGUGUGAGUUAUCACUGAACUGGACAUUCCAUUUAGUUAGACGCUUCCCCUCCAUUCAUAAUCUAAGAGUUUAGGCCACUAUAGGCCUAACAUUUGUGCAGUAUUCCACGUGUUGCUGCCCAUUAACCUUUUCUGGUCCCAUCCUAAAAGGGGCUUGAUAACAAAUCCCAGAUUCUUCUCAUGUUUCCACAUCUCUGUUACCUAGAAAACCAUUAGCAUGCUGUGAACACAUGCUUACCAUUGAUAACGAAAAGAUGAAUUUCUGUUUCUGUGCGUAUUUUGUGGUAUCUUUGUUUAAAAAGUUCUUGGCGUCUCCUUGGCAACCACUUGUGGCGGCAUUUUUGCUGGAUUUUUGAGACUGCAAUUUGACACUCUUUAAAAGUAGUGGCCUGCUACGUAACAGCACUUAGACAGCAUUUCUGCAGUGCAUAACUGUGAGGAACGUAGUACCACAAGUGGCAGUGGACAUUAGGACCCGGAUGUAGUAUUCCUGCUUGCUCCGAGAUUCUCAUUGUCGCCUGCGUUACAGGUAGGUAAAAAGCACUAUAAUUAACUUGGUGGCUUUCUGUGUAACUUUGCUGUGGGGGUACUCUGGCAUCACCCUUCUGACCAUGGAAUUUCAGUGCAGCACUGCUUGUACUGUGUGAUAUUAUGAUACUUAGAUUUGAGGCACAACCUGCAGUCAGCAGAAGGCAAGCUAACUAUGAUGCUCAGAUGUAUGCCUCAGACCCGUGAUUCCUUCGUUUAUAUGGCUUGUUUCCAUCACUGCUGUGUGCCAAAGACAUUUUGUUAGAGCUUUGUGGGAAGGGAAAGGGAGUCUGUGAAUAACUUCAACUAAUCUAAAGGUGCUAUUUGGUCAUACAAUAAGUACUCUGAUUAAUGCAUACUAGACUCAUGGCAAAAGUCAGUUACAGCCCUUUCUUGGCAAUGCAGAUGAAUGUAUUGGUAAAUAUUCCAUGGGGAGUAAACAGUUACUGUACUUGGUGGUUAGGAAAUAGAACUUGUAACUUUAGUGAUCAGUUAUGUAAUGUACUUGGGUGGUGGGAUGUUGGCUCUUACGUUGUGUCAAAUGAUAGGGGGAGGGAAUGUGGCUCACUGGUAGAGCAUCUGCUUGGCUCAAACCCCGGCACCUCUGGUUAAAGGAUCAGGUACCAGGGGAUGUGAGAGAACUCCACCUCUGCCUGAGAACCUGGAAUGCUGCCGCCAAUCUGAGUAGACAAUACUCACCUUCAAGGACCAAUGGUCUGAUUGAGUAUAAUGCAACUUUGUGUUCAUGUGAUGCAACUUUGUGUUCAUGUGAUGCACUGAAGAAUGGAGAACUCCCACUUUUCAUGUUUCAUACACGUUAUCAAAAGCUGCAUUGGUGAAAAUACAUGGUGGGGUUGCAUACCUAAUUGCCCUCCAAGUCUUGGCUUUGUUGUGCUAGUUAGCGGAGUUUGCUGUCUUUAAAGUGUUUUCAUAUGAUAUGGUUCUUGGCCAAAGCACAAGAAACCUAGUUCAGUGAGGAAAGGCUUGUUCUGCUUGUAUUAGUAACAUAUUUACGGUGUAUAUUUAGAGUUAAAGAGUACUUGUUUCAAAGUGGGGUGCUUUAUCUUAAGAAAAGGGACUUAAUGAGCAGGUUUCAACAGUGAAUUUUUAUAAUCAGUAACCAGUUCUCAGACUGGACAGUCCAGUCCUCUGUGUCUUGAAGUUUGAGAAGUAUCUUUAAAAUCCUGUCAGAAUGGAUGAAACUAGUAAUGUCCAUCACGAAAGCUUAAUAAAGUACCUCCACUAGUUUAAGCACAUUUUAAAAAUAAACAAAAUGGCAGUGUGGGUGCUAUUUAAAUGAGUUAAGAGCCUGCUUAGUUCUGUGUAGUAUGCCAAGGAUUUACUGAAUGUGUGUGAGAUUAAUACAUUAGCUCUAUGUAAUUGGAAUUAGUAUCUCUCACUUAAAGCAGGUGAGUAGGGCAUUGGGGCUACGUAUUUAACUGCAACGACAAACAGUAAAAUAAGAAUCCUUGUCUGCUCAAAGUACCACUGUGUAUAAGUGGCAUGAGAAAUAACUAAAAGUGCUUGCAUUGUGUUCCAUUUUUUAACCUUUUCCCCACCUCUUUUUAUGAUUUUGAUUGCUUGCAAAAGCUGAUUUCAGAAGCUCAGAAGUGUGAUGCCAGAAUACGUAAUACGUAAUGUGCUAGGCCAUCAGUUCUGAUAACUGGUGCUGUCAGGAGAGAAGCACUUCUUACCUUGUGGGGGGAGGGAGGCUUUACUUCAUUGUUUGCAAAGCUGCUAUUGGCUGUAGUUUUCUCCCAAACAGUAGUUAAAGACCACUUGAGCAACUGGGAGCUGACUGCUUGCAGGUCAGGGAAGCCUGUGGUCACUUAUUCUAAACAAGGCUCAAUAUGAAGAGAAUGUACUUUUUUAGGUUUGUUUGGACCAUUGGUUGUUUUCCACCAUCGCAGCUAGCAAGGUUGGAAUCAACAGGUCAGUUGCAGAUCUGUCUUUAAGUGAAGGGGGGGGGGAGAAAUGGGAGGAUUGGCCUUCUCCCACUCUCAUUGCAGUUAGAGAAGGGUUGCUAUAUUAGUAUGCCUGUGGAAGCUCAUGAUGGUGUAUACAAAUCCCCAUCUGAUAUCUAAUGGCAUUGAACACCAACACUGAAAUGUGGGACGGGUUGGCUGCAAGUGAAUUAGCUAGUGAUGGGAAAAAAACCCUUUCUGUUGCUAUAUCCCAAAAUAUGUUCCUUUUUGUUUUGCAAAAGUAUCAAGCCAAGAUGUGGACUUGAGGAAACUGGCACAUUGGCUGGCUUGGUAGUGUCUUUCACCUUUUUAAGGGCAGUUGCCAGUUUAAAGAUUGUGUUUUCACCCACUGUAUGCCCUUAAUGAGGCUCACAGAAAAGACAUGAGUAGGGGGGCAGCAAAUGAAAAGCAAGGUAGUAGAAAGCUGAAUAAACUCAAACUCCUAUCUGUAUUGUGAAGAGUUCAGAGGGUGUUUGGACUAGCUUUCAACUAGUACCAGAGAUGAUUUGCUUCAUGGGAGGGGAUGGGAGGAUGGAUGGAUGGAGCAAUACAGUGAAGCAGCCAAGUAAUUGGCUUUGCAUCUGCAAAGAAGGGGUAUCAUACCUCUUGCUGCAAAUAUGCUAGGUUGGCAGUUGGGGAUUCAGAAACAAUUUAAGACUAGUUUGCUUGUUCAUUAUCCUGUGUUCCAGUCUCUGGAAAAAAAAUCAGCUUCUACUUGUGCCCCAUACUUCCCAAUGUACUGAUAUAAUUUGUAAGCUCCCCUCAGUUUACCAAUCUGUAGAUUAAUUUCUUUUUCUGUUUAAAUAUAUUCAUUUUCAGAAACUUGGUUGUAUGUAUUUUCCUACUAACUUCAUUUC
This is a messenger RNA of Gekko japonicus, 7623 nucleotides long. It is a transcript of the gene SFPQ, whose product is annotated as splicing factor proline/glutamine-rich. Gene Ontology annotation, molecular function: RNA binding. The coding region runs from base 99 to 2135 and encodes 678 amino acids. Gene Ontology annotation, cellular component: nucleus. The transcript is spliced from 10 exons. Gene Ontology annotation, biological process: regulation of DNA-templated transcription. Lineage: Eukaryota; Metazoa; Chordata; Lepidosauria; Squamata; Gekkonidae. The record is from RefSeq and is a predicted model, not a curated record.